AUGACAGUCUCUUCCACUGCUCAGCCUGUCAAGGCCUCUGUGUUAUCGGCGGCAGAUAUGCCCCAUCGAACCCUGAGCAAGUCGAUGACCUUUGCCAAUCUGGAUCAAUACCAAUAUUGGCACGCCGUCGGUCCAAUGCUGGGAAGGAUGCUCGCCGACGGCAACUACAGUAUCCAUAAACAAUAUGAAUACUUGUGUCUCUUCGCACAUGUCAUAAUCCCAAAGCUGGGACCAUUCCCGGGUGGAAGAGACGUAUACGAAUGCCUACUCGGCGGCACCGGCACCGUGGAGCUCAGUCAGAAUAUCCAGAGAUUGGGCCUGACUGCACGCGUUGCCUUCGAGCCCACAAGCUACAUUUCUAGCACUGGAGUCGACCCGCUAAACAGACACACGGUACACGCUACCCUGGCGGAGUUGAGGGCUAUCGGGUCUGCCAGCGUUGAUAUGGAGCUGCACCAAAUGCUCGUCAGCGAGCUGACCUUGACGGACCGCGAGGAAAGGCUCAUGUCUCCGGAACAAAUCUCGGGAACUCCGUGGAAGACACAAAUUCUGCUUGCCUUGGACUUGGGACAGACCGACAUCACCGUGAAGGAGUAUUUCUACCCUGCACUCAAAGGUUCCGUGAUAGGAAAAAGCGUGGCUGAGUUGUGCUUCUCUGCUAUUCGGAAAGUGGAUACGAAAGGAGUUUUCGAGUCCGCCAGCAAGGCUAUUGAGACCCAUAUGCAAAACCAGAGCCAGACCGACCUCUACUUUUUAUCCUGUGACCUCGUCGAUCCAGCAGAAACUAGGAUCAAGCUUUACCUGAUGGAACUAGACAUGAGGAUGGAAAAGGUUGAGGAACACUGGACAAUGGGAGGCAAGCUCGAUGACGAAGAGACAUUGCUUGGGCUGGAAAUGCUGCGAGAGCUGUGGAUAGAGUUUGGGAUUAUUGAAGGCAUGCGGAAUGAGCCAGAGCGGCCAUCGCUGCCUGGGGAUCCUGACACUAUUGUUCCCUUCAUUAUGAACUACGAGAUGAACCCCGGCCAGCCAUUGCCCAAGCCCAAGUUCUACUUCCCCUUGGUCGGCAUUUCCGAGCUGAAAGUCGCUAAUGUUCUCACUGCCUUUUUCGAGCGGUAUGAUAUGCCUGAGCAGGCCGCAGUCUAUCGAGAUAAUCUGCAGGGAUACUAG
This is a messenger RNA of Penicillium griseofulvum, 1167 nucleotides long. It is a transcript of the gene cdpNPT, whose product is annotated as putative dimethylallyl tryptophan synthase. The record is from RefSeq and is a predicted model, not a curated record. NCBI's taxonomy places the organism in Eukaryota, Fungi, Ascomycota, Eurotiomycetes, Eurotiales, Aspergillaceae. The transcript has a single exon. The coding region runs from base 1 to 1167 and encodes 388 amino acids. Gene Ontology annotation, biological process: alkaloid metabolic process. Gene Ontology annotation, molecular function: transferase activity, transferring alkyl or aryl (other than methyl) groups.